Messenger RNA from Rangifer tarandus platyrhynchus (Svalbard reindeer), 387 nucleotides. The record is from the annotation of a GenBank genome assembly. Lineage: Eukaryota; Metazoa; Chordata; Mammalia; Artiodactyla; Cervidae.
AUGGGGCCUGGACGCCGAGGGCUGAGUUCAGCGGUUCCUGCUGCUCGUCGGAAGAGGAGUCUGCUAGCGCGGCACGCUGGGUUUCAGGAGCCCCAACGCAGGAUUGGGUCCCUGGUGACUUCCCCUGUUUUCUGUGCAGUUUGUGAGAGAAGAGUGAGCGUCUGUUCGUCCAUUGCACUAAACAGGUGUCUGCCUCCUUCAAAGAGCCUGAACUUCAGUCCUUUCGUGGGGACCCUUUUGGUCCUUGUGGAAUUGAAGAGCUCAUCUCCACCUGUUCUCGCGGGAGGCCCCUCAGCCUUGGAACUGGUUGCCAGACGUCCACAUGGCCGGCCCAGGGUCCUUUCCUCCCACGCGUGUGCUCCUGACUUGUACAUGGGGCCAUCUUGA